AUGUCUUUUAAUGAGGAAAAACAAGAUGGUGUCGAUAUUGAAGAUUUAACAUCCAGAAAAAACUCUGAAACUGAAGUGUUGAAAGCUUUAGAACUGAGAGAAGCUGAACUAGAUGAGUAUAAGCUAAAGUUAAUAACCAGAACUAAUCAAGCAUCAAAUCAAAUCCUAGAGAAUCAUCAUUCAAUGACUGUUGAGAAUAGGAUUUUGAAUUUCUUUAUAUUUGCAUUCACUAUAUUUAUUGUUUUACAAUUUUCAUUGAUACUGAUAAUGAAACUUGAUAUUGACUGGCCAUCACUUUUGCAGUUUAUAAGCUUUGAAGACUUUUAUCAAAUAUCAUGGUUAUGUAUCUUGGUGAUUGUUAGAUGUUACAUUGGAGUAAAGAUAUUUAGGAGGCUCGUUAAAACAAAUAUAUUGUUUAAGCUGUUGAAUUAUCAGUUCAUGGGGUUUUUGAAAUCAACAUUGAUGACAAUGGGUAUAAAUAUAUUGGUAUCUAUGGAUUAUAUUGGUAACCAUGAGCAUGUGAACCGAGUGCUGGACAUAGUGAAGCAGAUGAGCACAGUAUACAAGAAAAUCAAUUGUUUGUUUGUAAAAAGCUCGAAAGUAACUAUAUUUGCAGUAUUCAAUAAUUCUGCCGGGACUAUUGGCGAUGAAGAUAGUCCUGAUGUGCAUGACUUGCAAUCUUUCACGUGA
Molecule: messenger RNA, 690 nt
Organism: Hansenula anomala
Lineage: Eukaryota; Fungi; Ascomycota; Saccharomycetes; Phaffomycetales; Wickerhamomycetaceae
Exons: 5
Coding region: 1-690 (229 amino acids)
Source: RefSeq, a predicted model, not a curated record